Molecule: messenger RNA, 1874 nt
Organism: Pseudophryne corroboree (corroboree frog)
Lineage: Eukaryota; Metazoa; Chordata; Amphibia; Anura; Myobatrachidae
Exons: 6
Coding region: 1-1092 (363 amino acids)
Source: RefSeq, a predicted model, not a curated record
AUGUCUAAGAGCGGCAAAGGUGAGGAAGGAAGAACCGCCAAGAAGGCGGGAGAUAAGCAGUCCAAAAGGAGGCCUGAUGACAGGCCUGCCCAGAGGACAUCACCUGCGCGCAGGACAUCGCCAGCGCGCGGACCGACACCUGCGCAGCAGGCAUCGACAGCAGCGCGCGGGCCGACACCUGCGCAGCAAGCAUCAGGAGCGCGCAGAUCUUCACCUGUGCGCCACAGAUCGUCAUCGCACAGUUUGUCACCUGUGCACCAGACAUCAGCGCACAGAACUUCACCUGUGCGCCAUACACCGUCGGCGACCACACCACAAGAUGGGCGCCAAACUACAGCUCCUGCGCGCAGGUCAUCACCAGAUCGUCGUUUCUCCAGGAGCUCAGGGACUGUGACUGAAGAGCCUCAAGACACAACCCUUGUGGACCCAUCACCCGAUCUGUUUGAGUCUACAGGAUUAACAGAUGAGACUUUUCUUGGGUUUGAGGACAGCCGUGCAGACGUAUCCAGCCAGACCCUUGAAAAGUCUUCAGAUACGAGGACAAGUGAAGCUCCUGGAGCAGCGGCACCACAGGAUGGAGAAGUGGUGCCACGGACCAGCAGCGGACUAGCUUCGGGAAUUGGUUCCUACUACAGGCCGGAUCUCCUCCUACAGGAGUCGUCAGAGGAUGACGAGGUGGAAGUGCAGCAGGCUGCAGUUGCUACAUCCCUGUCUGCCCAAAUGCAAGUGGUGGCAGACGCCCAGGAAGGGCAGAAUCCCUCAACUGUUCAGAGGGUUCACACCCUGGCAUCGGAGAUUACUUCCCGCCAGGAUACCUACACAAAUGUUGUUGGAAGCAGACUGGACAACAUUGAGAGGACAAUAGUGAAGAUGUCAAACAGUCUGCUUGAAAUGCAGAAGGCUCUUGCCGACAGCACGGCCACAAUGCUACAGGUCAGAAUGGAAGAUCAUAGGGAGACUAUGGACGUCCUUCACAUUCUGGCCGGCUCGUGGAGAACACAACAUGUCUGGCACACAGCAAUAACAACAUGUCUGAGAGCCAUCGACAAUCCUCAUCCAGCCAACAGCUCAUCGCAACCACACUGCAGAUGAUCUAUGACAAGCUCCCAGAACCAGCUCAUCAACACGCUGGUGAUCCACCAUUUCCGCCGUCACAAGCCACAAGGACGCCUCUUACCCUUUCUCAACUACCAUCCCAGUACAGACAGUCACAGAUGUACCAGGGAUAUACAGGGAUGUACCCCACCCACCAGAUGCCUCCACCACCGGCCGCCACAUCUACAGCCGCAUGGGCACAGAGGCCCAGUCAACGUACUACCCAGCCUCCCAGGACAUCGACACCCCACACUCAGGAGGAACACCAGGAUCCGGACAGACUUCCACCAUAAGCCCGGUCGUAUUGUUUUAUUUACUUUAUAUGUUUUUCAUGUAUCCCUUUCUUCCCCUCCCAUUAGUUUUUUUUUUUUUCUUACUAUUGUUUUUUCUUUGUUGGGCUUCCCCACCAGUGACCGGGUGCUACCAAGGAGCUUUGUGUAGGCAUACAUGCGCGGGCAUGUAUGCGGGCGCGUGUGGUAACGGAUGAAAGCUCCUUGUGGCUACAUGUAUGAUGGGCCAAAGAGCAAUUCUGAUACCACUCUUUUACCCAAAAAAUCCUUUUUGUAAUGGUGUACAAUAGGCUUUCACUGUUGUGUGAAUUUACUAUUCACUAGUGUGUGUUUUUGGCUUAUUCAUAGGAUUGGGUGGAAAAUUGAAGUGGACGGCAUAAGUUCGUGUUGUGCGUACCAAGAUAUCUAUCUACACAAGAAAAGAAUAUAAAGAAUAACAAACUACUUUUUUGUUUUAUUACCUUUCAAUUUUUAUUUCAAUAAUCAAAU